AUGGCGAGUACCGCCACAUCAUACAGGUCCUCUUUCAAUUCACCGCGCUCAUCCCCCUUCCGUCGUCCUGCCUCACCGAGUUCUCCCACCCUCGUCAGCGGGAGACCUGCCACUCCUCCAACAAACAGAAGCGGUACAUCACCGAUGACCUCUCCUUCUAAGCUCAAACACGCAUAUACAGUGUCAGAAGAGGAGGAGGAGGAGGAGGAGGAGGAAGUUGUGAUAUCUACUCCAUCAAAGCCCACCUCAGAGCCGCCUUUCAAGAGAGCACAAACAGAACCACCACCAUCACCAACAACCCACCGUCAGCCUUUCCAAUCCCAAUAUGACAAUAGCUCUCUAUCAGUCUCCAACACCUCCAGAGGACCUCGUAGACUUGUGUCCAACGGCCUCUCCCAAAACGACAAUCUAUCCAAACUCCCGCCACAGCUCCUGCAUAAUAUGCGCGAGUCUUUCUCAGUCCUCGACUCGAACUCCAACGGUACGAUCGACGCCGCAUCCGUUGCGGAGACACUUCAGUCCCUGGGUCUCCAUGAGAGUAACCUAGGUCAAUUCUUCCCCCUGGGACAACCCCAGCAACUAUCUCUCCCACAAUACCUCGGACAACUGGCCAAUAUUCUGGUGGGCCUAUCUCCACAACAGGAGCUGCUCAACGCCUUCUCAGCGUUCGACGAUGAUGAUAGCGGCCAAAUAGAUAUUGCAGAACUGCGCAGUGCGCUCCUUAACACGGCACCCAAUCCGGGUGAGCGGCCGCUGACGCAGAAAGACAUUGACCGCGCAAUGGAAGGCUUCACCGGCCGAAGAAUCCUAGGGAAGAAUGUAAUUGGCAUCGCAGGUGUGCGAGGCUUGAACAAUCCCGUUCCAAAGAAAAGCGGUGAUGUAUUCCGAUAUCAGGAAUUUGUGGCGAAUUUGACGGGCGGACCUGCAAUGGAGUCUGCACAAAGUCAGGGCGUAUCGGCACGAUAG
Messenger RNA from Rhinocladiella mackenziei CBS 650.93, 966 nucleotides. RefSeq lists its product as uncharacterized. The record is from RefSeq and is a predicted model, not a curated record. Gene Ontology annotation, biological process: mitotic cytokinesis; actomyosin structure organization. The transcript is spliced from 2 exons. Lineage: Eukaryota; Fungi; Ascomycota; Eurotiomycetes; Chaetothyriales; Herpotrichiellaceae. Gene Ontology annotation, cellular component: cytoplasm; myosin II complex. The coding region runs from base 1 to 966 and encodes 321 amino acids. Gene Ontology annotation, molecular function: calcium ion binding; myosin heavy chain binding; cytoskeletal motor regulator activity.